AGGAAAUUGAACUCGACAAUCCGACGGACAGGAAGGUGUCCAUUGGUGCGGAUCUAGAGCCGGAAAUCAGGGCAGGGGUCAUAGCCAUCCUCCGGAGGUUCAGGAUCUUGUUCGCCAGAGGGCCGGGGGACAUGCCGGGCAUCGACCCCAACCUCAUAUGCCAUAAACUCGCCGUGCGGCCGGAUGCCAAGCCUAUACAACAGAAGAAGAGAUAUAUGGCGGCCGACCGACGCGAUUUCAUCAGGAAGGAAACAGCAACUCUCCUCAGCAUCAAACAUAUCCGGCCAGUCAUCCACGUGGAGUGGUUGGCCAACGUGGUUCUAGCCCCGAAGGGCGACACUUGGCGGAUGUGCGUCGAUUACUCGGACCUCAACAAAGCUUGUCCGAUGGACCCUUACCCUGUCCCGAGGAUCGACCUGCUGGUGGAUGAGACAGCAGGCUGCGAGCUGCUCAGCUUCAUGGACGCAUUCAGGGGCUACCAUCAGGUGUUCAUGCACCCCGAUGAUGCCGAAAAAACGGCGUUCGUUACGGCGGACGGCGUGUACUGCUACAUCGUCAUGCCUUUCGGCCUGAGGAACGCCAUGGCUACUUUUCAGAGGAUGAUUGGGAUGUUGUUCAAGGACGUACUUGGAAAGACAAUGGAAGCUUACGUGGAUGACAUCCUGAUCAAAAGCAAGAAAAAGGAGGACCACGUCCAGGACAUGGAGAGGGUCUUCAGCAUCAUGGAGAAGGCCAGCAUGAGGCUCAAUCCGAAGAAGUGCGCCUUCGCCGUCAGGGGCGGCAAGUUCCUCGGCUACAUGAUGAGCGAGCGGGGGAUCGAGCCUAACCCGGAGAAGGUGAAGGCGAUUAUGGACAUGGAGGCCCCAAAGAACCUAAAAGACGUGCAGCGGCUCACCGGGCGUCUGGCGGCCCUGAGCAGAUUCUUAUCCAAGUUGGCUGAUAAGGCGAUCCCCUUUUUUCAGAUCAUGAAGAAGGCCAAUCCCUUUCAAUGGACCCCGGAGUGCCAAACUGCUUUCGAGGAUUUCAAGGUAUAUCUCUCCUCUCCGCUCGUCCUCACCAAGGCAGACCCCGGGGAGAGAUUAUACAUGUACUUGGCAGUAGCCGAUCUGGCCGUAAGUGCCGCGCUGCUGAAGGAAUCUGAAGGCGUUCAGCGGCCAAUAUACUUUGUAAGUAAGGCGCUGAACGGUCCCGAGACGAGGUACACACUGAUGGAAAAGACGAUCCUCGCCUUGAUUGCAUCCAUCAAGCGCCUGGCACCGUAUUUCCA
Molecule: messenger RNA, 1267 nt
Organism: Cuscuta epithymum
Lineage: Eukaryota; Viridiplantae; Streptophyta; Magnoliopsida; Solanales; Convolvulaceae
Source: the annotation of a GenBank genome assembly